Molecule: messenger RNA, 2127 nt
Organism: Theileria equi strain WA
Lineage: Eukaryota; Apicomplexa; Aconoidasida; Piroplasmida; Theileriidae
Exons: 3
Coding region: 1-2127 (708 amino acids)
Biological process (GO): DNA-templated DNA replication; DNA repair; mitotic cell cycle
Cellular component (GO): nuclear replication fork
Molecular function (GO): chromatin binding
Source: RefSeq, a predicted model, not a curated record
AUGAUAUAUCAAGACAGCAUUGUACUCAAAACUGCUGAAGAACUCGUUACUAUACAAACAGUAAAGACUGAAAAUGCACCAAAAUUGUUGGCAUGGCAUCCUUUGAAACCUCUAUUGGCAGUUUGUGGAGACGAAAUAGAGUACACAUCACAUCCAAAGUGGGAACUAUACAAGUUUGGUGGAUCUAACGUUCAGGGUUCAGUCGCUAAUUUGCAAUUUGCGCAAUUAGGUGACCUAAUCGCACUUGUCACCCUCACUGAUCAACUGCUACAAAUUUGGGAUUUUGACACACAAUCUAUUUUAUACUCAACAAAUGAUUUUAAAUGGACGAGUAAAAAGUUGAUAAUGAAUGAAAAUGACCAGCUUGAGGAGGCUUCAACUGCUCCAGUUUCUCCCUCAACGAAACGAGUUGUGGGCGAUGAGGAUUCAUCAUUUAAGAAACCAAAGAGACUCAAGCGUGUGAAUCUGAUUGACGAUGAAGCCCAAGAAGAGCUUUUUUACGAUGCAGCAGAAAAGGACAUUAAGGAAGAUGAAGAGGAAGGCGACGAUGAGGAAGAAGAAAUGUCCACUACACAUGACGACUUUCAUGUGAACAAGGCACCUGGAGAUGACUUUGAAUUUAUGGAUGUGGAUUCAUCCCUUUUGGAUGAGAUUGCCGUUAUGAGAAAGAAGAUUAGUCAACUAGAAAAGAAAAUUUCUGGAACAAGCACAAGAGUUUUAAUGCCUGGAUCAUGUCCACCUCCAAACGACCAAAACAGGCAAUGGUGCCUAUUUUGGGAUGAAAUAGGACAGAUAACAAAACAAGGCGUAAACGAGGGUGGUAAUCUACACAUUUACAUAUUUUCUGGUCCAUUGGCAGGAUACAUUAGAAAGCCAGACAAAUACAACUGUCAUACUGCAGCAUUGACUUCCAAUGCAUUCAUUGUUGGCUCAAACCUAAUGAGUCAGGAUACAACUUGUGGAAUCGCAACAUAUUCUAAUCUUAGCAACGGAGAGAGUUGGGAGAGAAGGUUCAAAGAUGAUUCGCUAGUUGCAGUUGCUGUGACUGAAAACUUUUCUGCAGUCCUUCUUAAAAGCUCCACACUUGCCAUUUUCACUCUAGGUGGUUCUCUGAUCUCUGCCUUUAGAGUAAAGGGCGAACCUAUAUCCCUUGCAGCACAAGGGAAUCUUUUACUUGUUGUCUCAGGGCUUAAUGGAUCAAAUGUCUAUUCUGCACGUCUAAUAUGGGUGAAUGGACUCAGAGGACUGGCAAGAAAUGGUGUUUCUAGGAUAGUAAAUGUUCAUAAUGAAGAUUUUACUACGGGAGGCCCAAUAACACACAUUGGACUUUCGAAUUACACACCAUGGAUUGUGGAUUCUCAGGGUGACCUAUUACUCCUCUUGCCUGUAACGUCCAGCUUUACAAAGCUGUGUGGAAUAUCGCUGGAAUGGGUACCCACAAUCAACAUUAAGAAAAUUGGAAGUAGCGAUGAUUCAAAGACUGAAUCGCGUGUUUUCCCUCUUUAUAUCAGCAACUUACAGCUUUGCUAUAUAAAACUUCGCGAGGGUCAAAAGUAUCCAGAAUCAGCGCAGGCUAUAAACUUUAUGGGUUAUACCUUGCACAGGGCGUUUCUGAGACUAGAAAUGUGUAGUAGUGCUUAUCUUCCCUUUAGCAAAUACUCAUCCAUGCUCAGCAGAGAUCCACUACUAAAGGAGAUACAAACAGAUGGCCAAAACCAGGACAUGCAGGUCGUUUCUGAUAUAGCUAACAUACCAUGGCAACAGUACGACGACAUGAGGCAUAUGCAGGCACUGCUAAAUGCCCAAGGAGAAUAUAUAUUGAAGCUGCAAAACAUGUAUAGAUUUUGGAUUAAAAAUGCGGACAAUUUACAAACGACCACAGUUACCUCCAUGGUAAACUCUGAAAAGGCACACGAUAAGUGGCUGCUGAGGGUUCUCAGAAAGACAAAAGAUAAGAAACAGGAUAAUCCUGUAACCCGCGAUGCUAUACAGAUGCUCAGAAUGCCAAAAUGCCUCGAUGCUGCAAAAAGUAUACUCGCUGACCAAAUCGACUUUAGGCAAAGGCAAGUUCUUCAAGACUCACUCAUGUUGUUGGCACAAACUGACAUUAGUAAAAAUAAAGUUUAA